AUGGGUCUACUUUCCUUAGGUACGCCUCUCCACUGGAAUGACUCCAAGAAAUAUGCAGAUCACGUCAGAUCAAAUGGUGUGAUCCAACUGCUGAACUCGUACAAGAUCUCUCAAGGCCGGGAGAACGAUAAGUUCUACUGGGGAGACGAGAUCGAGUACAUGAUGAUCUCGUUGGACGAGGCUUCCAGAUCGUUGAAGCUCUCAAUCGAUCACGACUACGUAUUGACAAACCUUUCCGAAGACGGGAAAAACUAUCAGGCUGCGUUGGACAACGACGUCCUGUUCCAUCCAGAGUACGGUCGGUUCAUGCUUGAAGCAACUCCGCUCAAUCCAUACGACGGUACUUCUUUGGGCGAUUAUUUCAAGGUCGAAAAUAACAUGCAUAGAAGACGUUUUUUGGCUAUCAAGGAAAUUCAAUCCGAAAAUGUUUACCCACUGACCUUGACAGCGUUCCCGCUGAUGGGAGUGGACGACUUUUGUUCUCCAUCGACGCUUCCCAAAGGCUGUGCAUCUAAAUCACUCUUUUUACCAGAUGAAAUCAUUAACAAGCACGUGAGGUUUCCAACCUUGACAGCCAAUAUCCGUCGUCGUCGAGGACAGAAAGUGGCAAUCAACAUCCCUCUCUACAAAGACAAGAAUACUCGUUCUUUGGACGCUGCUGACCCUUCCAUUCCAAAACGUGAGCUUUUCCCUUAUUCGGAUAAUGAACCACAUUUAUCGGCUGUCAAUCCGGCUGCAAAGCCAGGCCAUAUCUAUAUGGAUUCUAUGGGGUUUGGAAUGGGUUCGUCUUGCUUGCAGGUCACAAUGCAAGCAAAAAAUCUGAGUGAGGCUAGAUACUUGUUCGAUUCUUUGGUAAACAUUGCUCCACUAAUGUUAGCCGUUACUGCUGCGGCACCAAUCUUUAGAGGUCACUUGGCGGAUCAAGAUGUUAGAUGGAACGUCAUUUCGGGAGCUGUAGACGACAGAACCCCAUUCGAGAGAAAUGAAGCUCCAUUGGAGAACCACCCAUUGUAUGGAGGUCAAACUGAUGUUGAGGUUCAAAAAUCAAUGCUGAGAAUUCCAAAAUCUAGGUAUGAUUCUAUUGACCAGUAUUUGGGUGGUACUGAAUUUUACAAAUCAUCAUAUAACGACCUAAAUGCUCCAAUUAACAAGAAAGUUUACGACAAGUUAUUGGAAUCGGGUUUAGAUGAAGAACUAUCUCGUCAUUUUGGUCAUUUGUUUAUUCGUGAUCCGCUUGUGUUGUUCUCAGAAAGAAUAGAGCAAGAUAACGAAACUGAAAUGGAUCACUUCGAAAACAUACAAUCGACAAAUUGGCAAACUUUGAGAUUCAAAGUUCCAUCUCAAGACUCAGUACCAAACUCAAACAAACCUGGUUGGAGAAUAGAAUUGAGACCUAUGGAAAUUUCACUUACAGAUUUCGAAAAUGCAGCAUACUCAGUCUUUUCGGUUUUAUUGAGUCGGGCAUAUAUUCACUACCGCUUCAAUAACUACUUGAAUAUAUCUUUGGUCGAAGAUAACAUGAAAAGGGCACACCACAGAGACGCAAUCAAUCGAGAAAAGUUCUACGUCAGAACCAAUAUCGAAGAUUCAGGAGACGCAUAUGUCCAAGAGCUCACGUUGGAUGAGAUUUUCAAUGGUUCAGAGAAAAGAAAGUUCAAAGGGUUGAUUCCUAUCGUAAAAGACUUUGUUGCAGUAGAGUUUGGGCAUGAUGCAAAUCCGGAUGACUUAGAAAAAUUAGACAUGUAUCUAGAACUGAUCAGUGGCAGAGCCAGCGGAGCCACCCCUACUACAGCUACAUAUUUCAGGAAGCUUAUUUCUGAACACCCAGACUAUAAGUACGAUAGUAUUGUUCCUGAAAGCGCUGCUUUCGACCUUUGCUUGUUUGCAAAGAAACUUUCAGAAUACAAUCCAACAACUGUUAGACAAUUUUUCGGUGACAAGAUCGGUAACUGGUUAAUUGCCCACGGUUACUCUAGCAUAUUUGCCAAACUAGAUUAG
This is a messenger RNA of Pichia membranifaciens NRRL Y-2026, 1998 nucleotides long. RefSeq lists its product as hypothetical. The transcript has a single exon. The record is from RefSeq and is a predicted model, not a curated record. NCBI's taxonomy places the organism in Eukaryota, Fungi, Ascomycota, Pichiomycetes, Pichiales, Pichiaceae. Bases 1 to 1998 code for a protein of 665 amino acids. Gene Ontology annotation, biological process: glutathione biosynthetic process. Gene Ontology annotation, molecular function: glutamate-cysteine ligase activity.